AAGAGAGAGAGAGAGAUAGAACAAUGGCGGCCUCAAUAGGGGCUCAAAAGGUUUCCUUCUCUUCUUCGACCCUUCAUAGCCUAUGCAGACAAAUACCUAAUUCUCUAGCGCCCAGGUCUCUUCCUGCUAUUUCCUCUCCUAUCCUAAUUAAACCCUUAAAGUACAACUCUCACGGGCGUGGUUUCUUCAAUCCUUAUCAUUGUUUCACGGUUCGAGCGGAAUCCAGUAACGGCGCGGAACCUCGACACUUCGAUUUCGACCUGUUUACGAUUGGUGCUGGGAGCGGUGGUGUACGAGCGUCUCGUUUUGCUGCUAAUUACGGUGCCUCUGUUGCAAUCUGCGAGCUUCCCUUUGCUACUAUUUCAUCCGAUAGUACCGGUGGUGUUGGUGGAACUUGUGUACUGCGGGGAUGUGUUCCAAAGAAAUUAUUUGUGUAUUCAUCCAAACAUUCCCAUGAUUUUGAAGAGAGCUGUGGCUUUGGAUGGAAGUAUGAAUCCGACCCUAAGCAUGAUUGGGGCACUAUGAUGGCUAACAAGAAUGCUGAGUUGCAGCGCCUUACUGGAAUCUACAAGAACACUCUAAAAAAUGCAGGGGUGACAUUAAUUGAAGGACGUGGAAAGAUUGUGGACCCACACACCGUUGAUGUGGAUGGGAAAGUAUACACGGCAAGGCAUAUUCUGAUUUCAGUUGGGGGACGGCCCUUCAUUCCUGAUAUUCCUGGAAGUGAAUAUGUUAUAGACUCUGAUAUGGCACUUGAUUUGCCCUCAAAACCCAAGAAGAUUGCAAUUGUUGGGGGUGGGUAUAUAGCUGUAGAAUUUGCCGGUAUUUUCAAUGGUUUGAUGAGUGAAGUCCACAUAUUUAUUCGGCAGAAGAAACUUUUAAGAGGCUUUGAUGAGGAGAUCAGAGAUUUUCUUGCUGAACAGAUGUCUCUAAAAGGAAUUGAGUUACAUACAGAGGAAUCGCCUCAGGCAGUCAUAAAAGCACCAGAUGGUUCACUCUCUCUAAAGACAAACAAAGGAACUGUUGAUGGUUUCUCACAUGUUAUGUUUGCAACAGGACGUAAACCAAACACAAAGAACUUAGGACUGGAAGCAGUUGGGGUGAAAAUGGCCGAGGGUGGAGCUAUAGAGGUUGAUGAAUACUCCCGAACAACGGUUCCUUCUAUUUGGGCUGUGGGUGAUGUUACAGAUAGAGUGAAUUUGACUCCUGUUGCAUUGAUGGAGGGAGGUGCAUUUGCAAAAUCUGUGUUUGGGAAUGAACCCACGAAACCCAAUUAUAGCGCCAUACCAUCUGCUGUGUUUUCUCAGCCACCUAUCGGACAAGUUGGUCUUACUGAAGAACAGGCUGUCCGAGAAUACGGUGACAUUGAUGUCUUCACAGCAAACUUCAGACCCUUGAAGGCUACUCUCUCUGGACUCCCAGACAGGAUCGUCAUGAAACUCAUAGUCUGUGCUAAGACAAACAAAGUUAUAGGGUUGCAUAUUUGCGGGGAAGAUGCAGCAGAGAUAGUUCAGGGAUUUGCUGUUGCUGUGAAAGCUGGACUGACAAAGGCAGACUUUGAUGCGACAGUGGGUAUUCAUCCUACAGCUGCUGAGGAGCUUGUCACAAUGAGGAAUCCAACCAGGAAGAUUCGAAAGAGCCCACCAGCCGAGGGAAAGGCUGACGUUGAGUCUAAAGCAGCGGCAGGUGUUUAGUGUGUAAGCUCUUAAGGUAUGGUACCCUUCAGAUCACUGGCAAAUGACAAAAAGCAAUUAUCUAAAAAAGAAGUGAAGUCACCCAAAAAAGAAUCUCCAAAGAGUGUAAUGAGAUGCAGGUUUUGCUGCCAAGUGAAGCCAGACCUUGUUUGUUUUGCAGUAACUAUAUAUUAGAUGCUCUUGGCUAAUCUGUGAUAGUCCAUGUUGUCCCAUCAGAACAUUGAUGUUGAGCAAUUUUUGGAUAGUUAUAAAUAUUGUAAAGAUUAUUUAUUUUUUAG
Messenger RNA from Telopea speciosissima, 1972 nucleotides. RefSeq names its product glutathione reductase, chloroplastic-like. Gene Ontology annotation, cellular component: cytosol; mitochondrion. Gene Ontology annotation, molecular function: flavin adenine dinucleotide binding; NADP binding; glutathione-disulfide reductase (NADPH) activity. The transcript is spliced from 11 exons. Bases 24 to 1694 code for a protein of 556 amino acids. NCBI's taxonomy places the organism in Eukaryota, Viridiplantae, Streptophyta, Magnoliopsida, Proteales, Proteaceae. Gene Ontology annotation, biological process: cell redox homeostasis; cellular response to oxidative stress; glutathione metabolic process. The record is from RefSeq and is a predicted model, not a curated record.